GAAAGAAAUGGAAUAAAGUUGAGAUUAUUUCACCAACGGCGGCGAUACGAUAGGCGGUGGACAACGAACCGAGUUUCCCUUUUCGGCUAAAUUCGCGUCUCCUUCCACUAAAACUAGACGCGUGCGAAUUACGCGACGAGACGCGCUCUUCAUUUACAGCCAAGAUACAGUUAUGAGCACCACCAACUUUUAGUUGAAAGCCACGCCUAAUCCUACCUGGACUAAGCAGUAGGCUGAAGACCCUUUGCCGAUGAACCUCAAGUUGAUCAGCUCCACAACCCUUUUAGCGGAGAAAUAGUGUGAGAAGCUUCAACGUCAAACUCAUCAGCACAAAGAAUCUCAACUCAAUCUAUCGCUGUCCAUACCGAAGAUUGCUGCUAUCAUUGACAACGCCAACAUGUCCUCUCGUCGCAUCGUCUCGAAUGAGAAGACAGUACUUGACCAGGACUCCCACGAGAGAAAUGGCGCAACCGAUACGGGAAAAUCGAACAUUGCCCCUGCUGUGCCAGCAUCUGUCAUAAUAAAGCUACUCGGCUUCACCCUUGCAAUGAUGAUCGGACCGCUCGGCAUCUACUAUCUUUCAUUGAACUCAUUAUUCAAAGGAAACUCGACAUUUGCAGGAGCCACGGCAGCCAUUACUGCGAACAUUGUUCUGAUUGCAUACGUGGUAGUAGCAUUCAAGGAGGACCAAAGUGAACGAUUAGAAGCGAGUGAAGCUGAGAAGAAAAAGAAGUGAGAUACAUUAACAAAAGAAAAGCAUAUUUGUAUUACUUCAAUCCCAUAUAUUAUGUAUUUUGCAGCAAAAAAGAGAUUGGAACCUAAUGCUUUGCUCAAGUUCUCUCCACAUUACUAGACACCAAUGAAGCAGGCUGGCAAUUCCCCAUUACAAUAAGG
Molecule: messenger RNA, 894 nt
Organism: Xylona heveae TC161
Lineage: Eukaryota; Fungi; Ascomycota; Xylonomycetes; Xylonales; Xylonaceae
Product: vacuolar ATPase assembly integral membrane protein VMA21
Exons: 3
Coding region: 398-736 (112 amino acids)
Biological process (GO): vacuolar proton-transporting V-type ATPase complex assembly
Cellular component (GO): endoplasmic reticulum membrane
Source: RefSeq, a predicted model, not a curated record